AUGGCUCUUCCACUGGGAAUAUUUCUGGGUGGCUGCGUGAUCGCGAUUCCGGUCGUCACAGGUGUUGCGCAAGGUGUUGAACAUCAGAAGAAACAGAAUGAAGAGGCCGCGAACGAGUCGCGCAUGUGGAAGUUCAAUUGCUUGGUCUCAUGCGACACAGACGACGAAAUUGCGGACGAAGAGCUGAAUAAUGCGAUUCUCGUUGUGCGACACGACAAAGUUUGGGUGGUGCCCCGCGAUGAAGACAACAAGCCAGUUCCGCCGGUCGAAGGCACUGAACCGCCCCUGCAUCCGUUCGCUGGCUUCUACAUUCAGUAUCCGGACGAGAGUAGAUUUCCGCCAGAACGAGGCUUAGUCACCACUAUUAGUGACGAUCCACCAAUGUUGAACUGGCUUUAUUGCGACAAAGAUACAUUCGAGCUGAAAUAUAACAACCGCACUGGAAGCAUGGAACAUCAUGUAGGCGUCUGGGACUGGACUGAAGAUGAGACACGGCUCAACUUUGAUGGAUGGGAAGGAUUCAUUGCAAUCGACGAAUGGGAUGGCGCAGAUGAAGACUCUACUACUCCAUGGGGCAAAGAAGGCUUGCGCUGGGCCGUGUACUUCGACAAGGACGACAACGGACUGGCAGGUCGCCACAAAGAUCGCGACAGGUUCGAGAUCACAUUGACCAGACGCAUUCAAAGUGCUGAGGAGCAACUCAAGCAGAACGAGGCUGCGGAAAAGAAGAUGCAAGUUAAGAGUCGCGGUGGGCUAAGCACGCAGUUUAGUGCGCCGACCAAGGAGAGAGACAAGGAAUGGGAGAAAAAGUAUGGCGAAGAGGCUAAGAAGAAAUUAGAAAAGGAGAGGCAAGAAGCCCGAGAAAAGUUGGAAAGGCAAAAGAGAGAGGAAGAGGAGAAAGAGGGAACGAUUUGGCAAGGGAGUCGAAACGCACCCAAAGAGAGCUGA
Molecule: messenger RNA, 948 nt
Organism: Parastagonospora nodorum SN15
Lineage: Eukaryota; Fungi; Ascomycota; Dothideomycetes; Pleosporales; Phaeosphaeriaceae
Exons: 1
Coding region: 1-948 (315 amino acids)
Source: RefSeq, a predicted model, not a curated record